This is a messenger RNA of Brassica napus (rape), 1494 nucleotides long. RefSeq lists its product as uncharacterized. NCBI's taxonomy places the organism in Eukaryota, Viridiplantae, Streptophyta, Magnoliopsida, Brassicales, Brassicaceae. Bases 121 to 429 code for a protein of 102 amino acids. The transcript has 2 exons. The record is from RefSeq and is a predicted model, not a curated record.
GCCUUCUCUUCGUUAAGUUAAUUUCAUAAUUAUUCAAUAUAAUUAUAUAUUAAAACAGGACAUGUGCUGUAAUCCUCUAUCCAAUCUUGUUUUAAAUAGCUCAGAACAGGUAGGAACAUCAUGCACAUCCUAAGUAUUUUGAUGAUGUUUCCUCAUGUUUCUAGCAUGUCUAUGUUUCUCAUAACUACCCUUGUUAUUAUCAUCAUCUCGACCGUAAUGGCAAGACCCUCUUUCUCUACUUCCAAAUCUUCAUCAUCUCCAGAUUUAGAUUCUUCCUAUAAGGUGAAAUCCAAGAGCUUUCUACCAAAGUUAUAUGGAGAUUACGGGUUUUGGAACCCUAGCCCGGUUUAUGGAGGCGGUUUUCCUUAUCCUGGCCCAGUUCCUCAUGGCAGUGUAGGUUCGAAACAGAGACAUAAGGAGCCAAAAUGAGGCCAGAAGCUAUGUUGCAUAUGUUCUUCAACAAAGUUACCUGUGGGUAACCGCGUUUGGUAUAUUGGGGUUCUAUGAAAAAGGUAAACCAUGUAUGUGUAAAUGUAAUCUUAAAAAGUGUCAUUACUCAAAAUCAGGGACGGACGUAGAGAGCACUUAGGUGUGGCACUUGCCCCAUACUAAAUUUUGUAAUUUCUUCAGUAAUUAGCUUACAAUUUAUCUAAUCAACACAAUAAUGGCACAAGGUUCUCUCCAAAGCAUGACACAUCAGAUUUUAAAAUGCUUAUGAGACUGCCAUGUCAAUAAAUGAAAAAACUGUGAAAACCAAUUGAAACAUUUUGUCUCUCCAUGUCACUUUUGUUUGUGCUUUACCUUUUCUUCUUCGUUUCUAUCAUCACUUUCACUUGUCAAAGAUUUGAUCAGAUGGGUUCUUUGCUCUCUCUUUUCCUCUUUCGAUUUGAUCGAUCUCUCUCUUCCUCUUUCGCUUUGAAAUCGAACGAGGAUGGGGAAGAAGACAACAAAGAAGGCAAAGGCUGAAGAACUUCAGACCCAAUCAGGGAUCUUCACCACUCUCUUCUCCGGUGAGGUGGCUGAGGCCGGCGAAAGUUCUGGUUUUUCAAGUCUCUUCUCCGUUAACAACCCUUUCCGGCGAAAGAAGCCUAUGCCAGAAACCAACGAACCUAAUAUUAUUACUCAUUGCAUGUCUCUCUCAAUAUGAAUAUGAUGGUUCUGUUUGCUGCUAAUUAAUAUUAUUGUUUGGAUUUGUAUUGGUUUGACGCCAUCGUACGUUGAUGCUUCUCUGCAAAUUUGUUUUUAGGAAAUAAUAUUGUUUCUUAAUAGGUUCUCAUUGUUGGGUAGUUGUUAUUUGCCAAACAAAUGAUUAGAAUGAAAUAGUAUUGGUUUGACGUACACUAAAUUUUCUUUGAUCAAUUCUUUAAUGUCUUCUCUUCCUUCUAAACAAUGUAUAUAGAUUCGUUGUUCAGUAAAAUAGUAUAUAAACCAAUGAAAUACAAUUCACAUGAAUUCCUAGAGAAAAACUUUGAUCAAAAAAAAAAAAAGAAUUCC